Molecule: messenger RNA, 1102 nt
Organism: Hipposideros armiger (great roundleaf bat)
Lineage: Eukaryota; Metazoa; Chordata; Mammalia; Chiroptera; Hipposideridae
Product: C-type lectin domain family 2 member H-like
Exons: 8
Coding region: 342-1052 (236 amino acids)
Cellular component (GO): external side of plasma membrane
Source: RefSeq, a predicted model, not a curated record
GAAUUGCUUUUCUGUGUUUUUUGGUAGCUCAUUGAGUUUUCUCAAACAACCAUUUUGACUUUUUUAUCUGGUAAAUCACAAAUCUCUGUGUUUGGCUUUGGUUAUUGAAGGAUUACUAUGGCCGUUUGCUGAUGUAAUUUUUGCUGGUUCUUCCUGUUUCUUGGAGUUAUGCGUUACUGUGUUCACAUGUGAAGUAGCAGUCAUCUCCUCCAGUCUUUCCCAGCUGCUUUCAGUGGAAUGCUGAAACUUCUCCUCCAGAAACCUGAACUUCUAUAAAAGUUCUUUUGUUCAUGGGUAACUAACUGCCCAAGUCAGCAUUUCUCAGCCUAAAGGAGUUGGAAAUGGUUCCCAAGUCAGCGUUUCUCAGCCAAAAGGGGUUGGAAAUGGUUCCCAAGUUCCCAAGUUCCAAGCCAUACUGGGGUCUGCCUACCUAUUGCCUGAUGCACAGGCUGGAUGUUUUUCUUCGACAAUUUGAUGCAUCAAGACCUGUGUUAUCUACGUAUUAUUUUCAUGACUUUAUAGGUAAAAAUCUCCAAAGAAAAUGUGAAGCAAUUACAUCUCGUAGAACAGAUGCCAAGGUGAUUUAUUGCCUCAUCAUUAUUGGGGUCCUAGUUGCAAUUGUGAUUACACUUCCUAUUGCUUUGGCAGUGAGAGAGCCAAUGCCGGUCUUCAAGUGCCCUGUGUAUACUGCCUGCCCAGAAAGAUGGAUUGGGUUGGGAAGAAAGUGUUUUUAUUUUUCUGAAGACAUAAGGAAUUGGACAUACAGCCAGGCUUUCUGUGUCUCUUUAAAAGCUGAUCUUGCUCGGAUUGAAACUCUGGAGGAACUGAAAUUCCUAAAAAGAUACAAAGGCCCUUCUGACCAUUGGAUUGGCCUUAGCAGAGAAUCAUCGCAUCACAUUUGGAAAUGGACAGACAACACCGAAUAUAAUGCCACGUUUGUCAUCAAAGGAGCUGGAGAAUGUGCCUACCUGAAUGACAAUGGAGUCAGUAGUGCCAGGACCUACACAGAUAGGAAAUGGAUUUGUAGCAAGCCAAGUGAUGUCUCCAUGUAGCAUAAUGUUUCAGGGUCUUGAUGGAGAUGAGUUUAGUUGUGGAGGACGUU